CAUACUUUAUAACCUUUCUGGGGUCUCUGGCUAUUUGCCCCCCGCUUCUGAAUUCUCCUCUCUCCAGCUAAAAGUGAGAGAAAGGGGGAUAUGGGCAGGGGGGAAUCCUUGAGGAUCCUGUGAGCUUGGAGGAGGAACCUGACAGGUGAAAGAACAGGGGGGCGGGGGAGAUCCUUCUCUCCCUGCUAUGCGUGGCUCCACGGAUCUCCUCUGGAAGCUUGGUACGUCUAAGGGGAACCUGGCACAAUAAAAGAGAGAGGGGGGAGAAAGAGAGAACCGGCUCCGGGGAGGAUCCAGCUUGAAUUGCUCGCUCUUGCGUUGGUUGGCUGCUUAACCCUUUCCGCACCUAUUCCCCCCCCCCCAAUCGCAUACACACUCCCACUUCGGAAGCGACUCUUUUUUCCCCCUCGCUCUCCUCCGCAGCUGGGUAGGAUGGGGCCCUUGGCAUCAUGAACCAUACUCUCUUUCCCCGGCUGGAAUUCGAACUGCUUGGUCCCUCGUAGGCUUAUCUAUAAUAGAUAUCCCCCCACACCCUUUUUCCGCCCUGCGCCUCGAACAUGCGGUGCGUUGAUCUGAGAACAGCACCGGGAGGCUGUCCCGCCUGGACCCUGUGGAUGUGCUCCCUCUUUUGGGGAUGGAUCCUCAGCUCGGUGUGGAGUUCCUCCAGCGUGGAUUUGCCUGCGUCCUCUUCCUCGUCGUCCGCCUCGCAGGCUCAGCAAGAGCACCAUUUCCAUGGCAGCAGCAAGCACCACUCCGUGCCUAUCUCUAUCUACCGCUCCCCCGUCUCCCUGCGAGGAGGACACGCUGGUGCCACAUAUAUCUUUGGGAAAAGUGGAGGCCUCAUCCUUUACACCUGGCCAGCAAAUGACAGGCCCAGCACGAGGACGGACCGCCUUGCUGUCGGGUUCAGCACAACAGUGAAAGAUGGCAUCUUGGUUCGUAUCGACAGUGCACCUGGCCUUACUGACUUCCUGCAGCUUCACAUAGAACAAGGCAAGAUCGGUGUAGUUUUCAACAUUGGAACAGUAGAUAUCUCGAUCAAAGAAGAAAGCACCCCAGUGAAUGAUGGCAAAUAUCACGUCGUACGCUUUACCCGAAAUGGUGGCAAUGCUACUCUUCAGGUAGAUGGUUGGCCAGUGAAUGAACACUAUCCUUCAGGCAACACUGAUACUGCGUUCCAAUUGGUAAAACAGAAAAUCCCCUUCAAAUAUAACCGGCCCGUAGAGGAAUGGCUGCAGGAAAAAGAUGAUGCAACACCGCAUCACCACUUGACUUCGAGACCUGCCACGACGACCAAAAUUGGACGACAGUUAACGAUCUUCAACACCCAGGCGCAAAUAGCCAUUGGAGGAAAAGAUAGAGGGCGUCUCUUCCAAGGCCAGCUCUCCGGUCUCUAUUACAAUGGUUUGAAAGUGCUGAACAUGGCAGCAGAGAGCAGCCCCAACAUCAAGAUCAAUGGAAGUGUCCGGUUGGUGGGAGAAGUGCCAUCCAUCUUGGGAACCGCACCCACAACCUCCAUGCCACCAGAGAUGUCUACAACAGUCAUGGAGACCACCACUACUAUGGCCACUACUACAACCCGAAGAAACCGCUCCACACCUACCAUUCAGACAACAGAUGACCUCAUUUCCUCAGACCAUUCAGCGGAAUGUUCUAACGAUGACGAAGACCUCAUUGAAUGUGAGCAGAGUGUAGGUAAGCCAGGAGGUGAAUUAGUUAUCCCUCUUCUUGUAGAAGACCCUUUAGAUAUCCCUCCUAUUGCUACUCGUGCACCUUUCAUUACACUCCCUACUACCUUCCGCCCCCUCCUCACCAUUAUUGAGACCACCAAAGAUUCCCUGUCCAUGACCUCUGAGGCGGGGUUACCUUGCUUGUCGGACCAAGGCAGCGAUGGUUGUGAUGAUGAUGGCUUGGUGAUAUCUGGGUAUGGCUCAGGGGAAACCUUUGACUCUAACCUACCCCCUACUGAUGAUGAAGAUUUUUACACCACCUUCUCCUUGGUAACAGAUAAGAGCCUUUCCACUUCCAUCUUCGAAGGUGGCUACAAAGCACACGCACCCAAAUGGGAAGCCAAGGACUUUAGACCUAACAAAGUCUCCGAAACUGGUAGGACUACUACUACCACAGCUUUGUCCCCUGAGCUGAUCCGCUCCACAGCUUCGUCCUCGACUGGGAUGGUGCCCAAAUUGCCAGCCGGCAACAUGAAUAACCGUGACCUCAAACCCCAGCCUGACAUAGUCUUGCUUCCGUUGCCCACUGCCUAUGAGCUAGACAGCACAAAGCUGAAGAGCCCGCUAAUAACUUCCCCCAUGUUCCGUAAUGUGCCCACAGCAAACCCCACGGAGCCAGGCAUCAGACGGGUUCCGGGGGCCUCAGAGGUGGUCCGAGAGUCGAGCAGCACGACGGGGAUGGUCGUCGGCAUUGUGGCUGCCGCCGCCCUCUGCAUCCUGAUCCUCCUGUAUGCCAUGUACAAGUACAGGAACAGGGACGAGGGGUCCUAUCAGGUGGACGAGACGAGGAACUACAUCAGCAACUCGGCCCAGAGCAACGGCACGCUCAUGAAGGAGAAGCAGCAGAGCGCAAAGAGCGGCCACAAGAAACAGAAAAACAAGGACAAAGAAUAUUACGUGUAAAAAAAA
Messenger RNA from Lacerta agilis (Sand lizard), 2639 nucleotides. Its product is annotated as neurexin-3-beta. The transcript has 8 exons. The record is from RefSeq and is a predicted model, not a curated record. NCBI's taxonomy places the organism in Eukaryota, Metazoa, Chordata, Lepidosauria, Squamata, Lacertidae. Bases 558 to 2633 code for a protein of 691 amino acids.